GAGCAUAUCUUUAGGAUAAAUGAGUCUGGGUUCCCUCCUACUAAUGAUAGUGUCAGACAAGUUGUUGGUUCUAAGGGGAAGAAGAUUCAGUAUAAGCAGGGGGGCAGAAAUAGGGAGAAUGUGACUGUACUUGUUACAAUCUGUACAAAUGAGUCUUACCUGAAACCAGUUGUAAUCUUUAAGGGCCAGAAUCUCUAG
Molecule: messenger RNA, 198 nt
Organism: Fomitiporia mediterranea MF3/22
Lineage: Eukaryota; Fungi; Basidiomycota; Agaricomycetes; Hymenochaetales; Hymenochaetaceae
Exons: 1
Source: RefSeq, a predicted model, not a curated record